This is a messenger RNA of Marasmius oreades (fairy-ring Marasmius), 402 nucleotides long. RefSeq lists its product as uncharacterized. The record is from RefSeq and is a predicted model, not a curated record. Lineage: Eukaryota; Fungi; Basidiomycota; Agaricomycetes; Agaricales; Marasmiaceae. The coding region runs from base 1 to 402 and encodes 133 amino acids. The transcript has 3 exons.
AUGGAGCACCUCGUAUGUGACCGGAAAGUCGGGGAAUCGUUAUUGGAGCAGAAGGUGAAUCGCCUUCUUGCUGCAAUUAGCCGGGUAACAGAACGACAGGCUAUGUCAAGCUCGACCGCAGCUGUGACAUCGAAGGCAGCGUCAAGAAGGACAAAAGGGUCUUGGGUGAUCCCAAAAAUUGUUUGUGCCAAGUACGUAUCCAAGUAUCUUUUGAGUCGUCUUUUGUGUGCUAAAGAGGUCAACAGGUGGGAAUAUGCUAUAGACUGGAAGGCUCAAAAUCCGCAUGGCACGCUGAAGGACUUUGGAAACGAUUGGAAGACGACGUCGAAGGAUACGGAGAAGGUGGCGAUAUAUCAGGCUCGCGCAGAUGAAAAACUCAGGAAGAACCGCAAGGCAACUUAA